AUGGCAGACCCAAACCUUCCAGCAAAUAACGCCAGCGAUACCAAACGUCAAAACUGCCAAAUGCGCACAGUGCCUGAACUUGUGCGAUUCAAUAAACACACGAAGGAGGAUUACUACACUCCUAAGAUGGUUUCCUUUGGCCCUUAUUACCAUGGCUUGCCAGAACUUCGCAUUGCAGAAGAACUCAAGCGUAAAGUCCUUGAGGAAUUUGUUUCAAGCACCUGCAUAAAAUCACUCGAGAACCAGAUCUUAGGAGUGAUCGACCAGAUCAGAAAUCGCUACGUUGGGGUUUCUAAAAUUGCAUAUGAUGAUAAAGAACUAGCAGAAAUGAUGCUUCUAGAUGCAUCUUUCGCUAUUUAUAUCAUGAAGAUUGAAUUGGGAUGCAGCGAAACAUUCGAACACUCCCGUUGGCAUCUUGGAAUAGCUGCAACGCCAUGUUUAUCCGAGGAUCUGAUUUUAUUCAAUAAUCAAAUUCCACUCCUGGUUAUUAAGCUCUUGUGUGAUUUAAUGCAUGGAAGUCGAUGCACUUUAAUUUAUGACUUCUUAAGUUUCUUUAUUUUUAGGAAGAAAGAGCUAAUAAGAAGAAUUCCUGGAGAAGACGAAUGGCAACCACUGCACCUUUUGGAUGCUUCUUAUCAACUACUUGUCAAACACGGGAAUGAAACAACCCAAGAAAAUUCAAAUGAAUACGAUCGUCAAUCUCUUUCAGUCACCGCACUCAAAGCAAAGGGCAUCCACUUCAAACCUAGUUCAUAUAGUUUGAAGGAUAUUAAGUUCGAAUCCUUCAAAUUUUAUGGGCAACUUCAACUCCCGAUUUUCUUUUUUAAUGCUAAUUCCAAGCUAAGAUUUACGCAAAUGAUUGAACAUGAAAUGACUCUAGAAGAAGAGUAUGACUUUACUUUUUUAUGUUAUGUUAAUUUCAUGAAGUCGCUCAUUGUUAAAUCUGAAGAUGUUAAGGAACUGCGAGAAAAGAAGAUACUCUUCAGCGACCUCGACAGUGAUGAACAGAUUGUGGAAGUAAUCAAAGGGAUUGAUACUCACAGACUUGGAACUGACUUCCUUUUUGAUGAGGAGAAGAAGAAAAUUGUGAAGCACUGCAGCAGCAAGGCAAAAACAUGUAUUGCUGAACUAUUUCACACUCAUUUUCGCAGUCUGUGUGUGCCAAAUUAUGUUCUUCAAGUUUUAGUUGAGUGUAAGAUCCUGUGGGCUCAUGGGGCUCAUGGGCUGGUUUGUCUUCCAGUAUUGGGUCAGUUUGUCUUCCUAUUAAUUCCUUCAAGUAUUGUAUUGGGUCACUAG
Molecule: messenger RNA, 1296 nt
Organism: Olea europaea var. sylvestris
Lineage: Eukaryota; Viridiplantae; Streptophyta; Magnoliopsida; Lamiales; Oleaceae
Product: UPF0481 protein At3g47200-like
Exons: 2
Coding region: 1-1296 (431 amino acids)
Source: RefSeq, a predicted model, not a curated record